AGGCCAUUAGCUGUGAAUUAUGGUGCUGCGACCAUCACAGCCAAUUGUCUGGAUGAGAAGGAGGCUGUGCCUCACUUUGCGCUGUCGUGCGUUUGCCUCUGGCCAAGUGUCGGCCUCGUCAUCGAGCAGCUGCUGAUCAUCUUUGCAGUGUUGAUCUGAGCAGUUGUCGGUACCCUGACCUGAGACGAUGGUGGGGCUGAGGAACCGCUCCACGUGGGAUCCGCUGCUGCUGAAGUCGUCUUGUAUUAAAUCCUGCGCCGUCGGCUGCUCCUUGGCCAUCACGGCGCACCUCACCUAUGCCAAUGCAGACAAAGAGCCCGUUGAGGGUGUGUUUGUGUACCCUCUCGGCGAAAAGGAGGUUGUGGUUGGCUUUGAGGCGGCCAUUGCGGGGCGUCUGAUGGGAGUCCAGAUCCAGAACCGAGGCAAGCUGAAGGACUGCUGCCUGGACUGCUGCCCAGGUACUUCUGAAGGCCGGGAAUGGCACUGCUGCGGGAGCUCCAGCUUGGACAUGCAAUGCACAAACGGACAUCUGAUCCUGGAUGAAGACUUGGAAAGAAAUACUUUCAUCAUAGGCACAGGGGUCAUAGGACCGAUGGAUAUCGUGUCCAUUAUCGUGAGAACCUCAUUUGAACUGCCUACAUUGGAAAAUGGAGCAAUCCACAUCGUCUAUCCGACUUUACUGACCCCCAUCGUCACACACAUGACUGCAAGCAAGAGUGAAAAUGGGGGCAAAUCAGCAGAGACCGGAGCGACCAGCUGCUUUAGUGCCACCUCAGGAAAAGCGGAGCGCGUUCUUGACACGGAGCAGCAGUACUGCACACAUGCCUUGUUCAACAGUCCAGCAGCCAGUUUGGCUCCUUAUGAACUCAACUUCCAACUGCUUGUUCGAGGGGCUUGUCUGCUGGCAGGACUGGAGAGCCCCACCCAUGCCCUGAGAGCAGAUGCCGACCCCAGCGCCCAAAGUGCCUCCGCCACCUACAUCACCUUAGCCCAGGAACAUCCUUAUGACAGACGCAUAGAAAUCAUCCUGCACCUCAGCGAACCGCACAGCCCACUGGUCAUAAUAGAGAACGGAAGGCUCUCCUUCAGCCAGUAUGAACAGCACAUCCUUUCUCGACGUGACUUCAUUCGCUGCACCCGCAAAGAUCCUGAACCUGAGAGGAAGGUGGAGUUUAUGCGGAAGCGCUACCACAAGGACAUCCUGAACAACCCGGUGUUGAUGCUCAAUUUUUGUCCUGAUUUCUUGACUGAACCUCUGGAGCUGAACAAAGCCACCAGAGAAAUAUUGUUCCUCGUUGACUGGAAUGGCGGCAUAAGUGGCACCAACAUCCGUCGUGUCAAAGAAGCCGUGGUGGUCGCGUUGAAGAGUCUCCCUUCAGGCACCCUGCUCAACAUUGUUGGCUUCAGCACCCCCAUGAAACCUCUGUUCUCAGCCAGCAAACUCUGCACGGAUGUUACCCUGAUGCAGGCCUCUGAGUACAUCCAGAGGAUGAGAGCGAACAUGCGAGGCAUCAACCUACUGGGGGCGCUGUCUUGGGUGUACCAGCAACCGAUGCAGCGCAUGUACCCCCGACAGAUCUUCAUCAUCACUAACGGCUCCAAAAAUAAUGCAGCCAAAGUUUUGGAGCUGGUCCGUAGGAACACAUGUGCUGGCAGAUGCUUUGGCUUGGGCCUCGGCUCCCGAGCUUGCAGGCGACUCCUGCAGGGCGUUGCCAAACUGACAGGAGGUACUGCGGAGUUUUUGGAAGAUGAGGAAAGACUUCAGCCCAAGCUCAUCAAGUCUCUGAAAAAAGCCCUUGAGCCUGUGCUAACCGAUGUGCGGAUUGACUGGUACCUGCCUGAAAACAUGGAGGCCCUUCUUUCGCCCAAUGAAAUCCCUGCGCUCUACCCGGGCAAUUGCCUUAUUGGAUAUUGCACACUCUAUGACAUGACAACUUUUAAAGCCAAAAAGAAAGAGAGGGACAACAAGGGUAUACACAACACCUCCAUGGGUUCUGUUUUUUGCCCGUCAAAUGACGACAUCUCACCUCCGACUUCUGAGCUCAUGCCUGCGGUGACUUGUCCAGAAGGGAACGACCUGGAGGAGGCGUUGAGGGAAAUUUCCAGAGAAAUCUCCUCAGAGUUCUCCUGUGCCAAAGACGCGGACCCGGACACCUGUGCAGGUGGAGCGUUAGACUGGUCAAGCGACGUGAGGACGAGGAUCCAGGAGAGCUCCUACAUUCAGGAGCAGUACAUCCUGACCCGCUGCUCACUCAGUAGUGAGCGGAGUCUCCCCACACACGUACAGGCCUCUUCAAGUAGUGACACAACGAGCCGGGCCUGUCUGCCUGACCCUAUGCCGUCUGCUCUGCUACUGGACACGGGAUCCUUACCUCAAGGCCUUGAGAAGAUAACUGGUCCAGAACCGCGGUCAUCUUUGUCUCGCUGGGCUGACUCGGCAUGGCAGCAGAACCUCUCAGCUGACGCUGGUGACAACAGCAGGAAAAAUAAUGUACACUUGUCUUGUAGCGACGGCCCACAUUGGAGACAAAAAUCACUGGCCCGUUCCACCAUGGCAGCGAGAAGCUUCUCAUCGCCGCAGGGUGAGAUGGAGAUGCAUCGCCUUAGGAGAGCUCUGGAAAGGGUCUCCUUCGACCAAACUCUGGGAGGAAGGCUGGAUGAAAGUGACGGGGAGGCAAAGCCACCAGAGACACUGUCCCGCAGAAGUCUUAAUGAUUCCAGUGGACUCCUUUUUCCCGCCUCUCCUCUGGACUGGGACAACUUCACAGACCCCGACUACCUAUUCACUGCAGUUCCACUGGAAGAUCCUCAACCGGGCCAAUGCCGCUCCCUCAUUCACGGCCUUCUUUGCGGCAGACCUGUAAUGUGGGAGGCCACGGUGAACCUGGCCCACCUCUUGCUCCCUGAGGACCAGAGGGCAAGAGUGGGGGAAGGAUGCAGAAGUCAAGGAGGGGGAAGAGAGAGGGAAUCUUGGGACGAGAUCAUACACCAGCUGACGGCUCGUUCUGUCAUAAGAGACUUUGAGAAAAUGUCCGAAAGGGAGGACCAAAAAGGACAUGGUUCAGCUAAGCGGUACCGUGUGAAGGCCAUCCAAACCAGUAAGCAUUGUAACAUCGUCUCCAUGUACACGGCCUUCACCAUAAUUGACAGCAACCCUAACAAAAGCGUACAGGAUGGUGUGGAGGUCCAAAAUACAGGGAUCCAUUUGGGAAAUAGUCACAGUUCCCAUUCAGGCAGUCGCAAGAAGAAAAGGUAUUCUGCAGGUGUGGGCAGAAGACCCAACAGCGGAGACUGUGAAGAAGGCGAGGACACGUGGAACUCGACAGACAGGGAUGACACUCCUACCUCACCGUGCAGCCUUACAUCUUGGGAGUCGAACGCCCUCAGUGCUGCUGCAUCCGUAACAACGGGCCCGUCGACCACUCGUUCUCAGCGAUCUAUAGAGAGCAAGUCAAUGGAGAGCUUCUUUGGCACCAGGUUUCCCCUUGGCAGACUCAGGUCCUCGAUUUCAUCAGGACGACAGGUGCCACUGAAGUCCCACUGCUUGUCUGCAGAGACUGACAAACAAUCUGAGAAUGAAGCUCCAGACUACCUGCCCCUGGUUCGCCUACAACUGGCCUCUGGAGCUUUUCUGCUCACUGAGAUAUACGCCGACUGUGUCCAGAUUUCCUUGGACCGCCUGAAAAGGGCUUCCCCCUACAGUCUGCAUCGUCGCAGCCUUAGCCCGCCUUUCCGCUGCGCGUCUCCCGGUGCUCCAUCUUUAUCCGCCUCCGCCAAACCUCACGGUCAUCACCAUGUCACCUUUUCCCCCUCGUCCUGCACCUUCGCUAAAACAGCCGCGCCGCCCUUCCACCACACGCCGGACGACACCCACUUGAUGCUGGAACCCAGGCUUCGCCGACGACACCUGUCAGACCGAGACCCCAUCACCUUAUCACAAGAUCUCCCCAGUUCUGAGGAAGGCUCCCUGGAGCUACCGGGGGGCAACUCUUCAGGCCAGAGUCACGGACAGGCAGACAGCGGUCGCGGGUCAGAGACAGACGUAUGUGAGGGGUCUUCACAGGAGCCCCCCUACCUCCACGUGAGUAGCCAGUUGGCUCAAGACAACCUGGAGGGCUCAAGCUGGGCGACCGCAGUGGCUCUGGCCUGGCUCGAGCACCGCUGCGCCGGAUAUUUCAUGGAGUGGGAGCUGGUGGCGGCAAAAGCGGACUUUUGGCUGCGCGGCCAGGAGCUGCCCGAGGGAGUGGACCUGGCUGGGUUGAAGGGAGCCGCCAGACAGCUGUUCCUGCUGCUGCGUCACUGGGAUGAGAACAUCAAAUUCAACAUGCUGUGUUAUAACCCCAAUAAUAUGUGA
This is a messenger RNA of Hippocampus zosterae (dwarf seahorse), 4354 nucleotides long. It is a transcript of the gene vwa5b2, whose product is annotated as von Willebrand factor A domain containing 5B2. The record is from RefSeq and is a predicted model, not a curated record. The transcript is spliced from 22 exons. NCBI's taxonomy places the organism in Eukaryota, Metazoa, Chordata, Actinopteri, Syngnathiformes, Syngnathidae. The coding region runs from base 188 to 4354 and encodes 1388 amino acids.